This is a messenger RNA of Daldinia loculata, 1229 nucleotides long. RefSeq names its product calcineurin subunit B. The transcript is spliced from 5 exons. The record is from RefSeq and is a predicted model, not a curated record. Bases 327 to 851 code for a protein of 174 amino acids. Lineage: Eukaryota; Fungi; Ascomycota; Sordariomycetes; Xylariales; Hypoxylaceae. Gene Ontology annotation, molecular function: calcium ion binding; calcium-dependent protein serine/threonine phosphatase regulator activity.
UCAUCUACACGUAAAAGGCAAUUAAGAUCUGAAGGUCGCCUCGUCAAGACAGACCCCACCAGCCCGCAUUCUCACCCAACUCUCCAUCAGCCUCAUCACAAGAGGAACAUCACAAGAGGAACAUCGCAGGCGGAACGUGAACAUAAUAGCAUCUUUCAAAUACUACGACGAAUAGCCCCGUUCCUUUGACGUAAUUGCGAACACAUCCCAUUGAUAUCCCCAUUUAAGCAACUGAGUCUUAUCUCCGAUAAUACAUAGCAGCUCUUUAUCUAGCCUCUUCGUCCCGUUAUUUCGAAUCCGCCUCCGUUAAGGGGCUUCCCAGCAACAUGGGUAAUACAACGAGCGUCGUGCUAGAUAACAUUGUGCAGGGGUCGAACUUCGACCGGGAGGAGGUUGAUAGGCUGAGGAAGAGGUUCAUGAAGCUUGAUAAAGAUAACUCGGGCACGAUCGAACGAGAAGAGUUUCUUAGCUUACCGCAAAUAUCGUCAAACCCGCUCGCUACGAGAAUGAUAGCGAUCUUCGACGAGGACGGAGGCGGGGACGUGGACUUCCAGGAGUUCGUGUCAGGGCUGAGCGCGUUCAGCAGCAAGGGCAACAAGGAGCAGAAGCUGCGGUUCGCAUUUAAGGUGUACGACAUCGACCGGGACGGAUACAUCAGCAACGGCGAGCUGUUCAUCGUGCUCAAGAUGAUGGUUGGGAGUAACUUGAAGGACCAGCAGCUCCAGCAGAUCGUCGACAAGACGAUUAUGGAGGCCGACCUCGAUAAGGACGGCAAAAUCAGCUUCGAGGAGUUCACUAAGAUGGUCGAGAAUACUGACGUUAGCAUGAGCAUGACUUUAGAUCAGUUCUAGAUACCUAGCUGUACCACCGACGAUGUGGCCGUAGUAAUGAAUUAUGAAGCCUGGGACGAACUUGUGCUUGUUAACAGGUGAACUUUGUCAUCUGUGUGAAGACUUACUGAUUAUUAAUCUCACUCGCAAGUUGAAAACGGGGGAGUGUUACUUUGAGUGAGCGGGAACUUAGACGAGGUACUAAGAUGGAUUCAGUAUGUAUUCGCCACGACGGGUUCCCAGAGAUAGCCUCAGAAGUUAUAUCCAUGCAUAAAUAUGAAUGUAUGUAUAUUUCGAUAGCUAUAGACAAUCUGAAGAACUCGUGAGAUGUCAGUGCGGAUGAUCAGGUUCGCUCGCUUAUGCCUCAAGCUGCUUUGCGAUCCCGUCUCCCGUGAAAGA